This is a messenger RNA of Wyeomyia smithii (pitcher-plant mosquito), 7210 nucleotides long. It is a transcript of the gene OtopLa, whose product is annotated as proton channel OtopLc. The coding region runs from base 1112 to 4012 and encodes 966 amino acids. Gene Ontology annotation, biological process: proton transmembrane transport. The record is from RefSeq and is a predicted model, not a curated record. NCBI's taxonomy places the organism in Eukaryota, Metazoa, Arthropoda, Insecta, Diptera, Culicidae. The transcript has 13 exons. Gene Ontology annotation, cellular component: membrane. Gene Ontology annotation, molecular function: proton channel activity.
UGUGUUUACACUUGGCGGUAGUAGAAGUUGUGCAUUAGUGAAGUUGAUGGCGGUGCGUCGCGUUUUCGGUUUCUGUUGAUCAUCAUCAGCGUUUUAUUAGUCAGUCGGUUGUAGUGAGGAAAAAAAAACGGAAAAUACUACUGAACCGAGUGCAUUGGGUGCUAAAAAACUGCGGUUGCACUUUUUUCUGCCCUUCUUAGUUGCAUGUUUAGCAGCCUCCUGUGAAGUCAGUGUCGGAAGAGCGAACCAGCAUCAGUCUCGAAUGUGUGAUAAAUAGUGGCUCAUCGUGAUCGUGACAGCAACCUGUGUGUAACUUUUGUUGCUGCUCGUAUAUUGCGCGUAUUUUUGUUGCUACUAGUGGAACAGAGCAGUGAACAAAUAAAAAUGGAACGCUGGAAGAGGCAGCUUAGCCGGCUGCAGCCGGUAUCGACGGUCAGCAGUUGGAAUCCGGUUGGCUUGGCGUGAAGUUAGUGUCCAGAACAUAACAGAAGGGUCGGCCCGGACACUGGACGCAGUUUACGGGAAUGAAAUUUAUUCUCUUCGCAUGCCAUCAUCGUUUGUGACGGCUCCGUAGUGGAACAAGCUAUUUUUACACUCCCGUUCCCAGAGAUGCGCCGCGACGCGACUGCUUCAGUAGGACGACCAGGCCUUCGCUAGUGCAAAGUGUGAACAUUUGCAAGUUAACACAGUGCAGAACCGUGCGUGCGUGCGUGCGUGAGUGUGAAUUUUUACUACACCAGUUUUUUUUGUAAACAAUCUAGCGUUUUCCCCGCGUCGACUGUUAACUGUUCAUAAUUGGACCAUUCAGAUCAUUGUUGGAGGCAAACCGGGAAAGACGUACGCGAAAAACUCACAACCUGUAGAUCCUCGUCGUGCCGCGGUCGUUUUCGGAAAAAAAAAAGAAAAAUACAAACAGUGAAAAAGUAAAACUCGAGUGUGUCGCGUUACGAGUGAAAAACAACAGAAAAACUCUGAAAGGACUACGUUCUAACUUCGCUAUAAUCCCCUCCCUUUCUCCACAUCUUGCACCCCUGGACGGAAAGGAAAAGCUGGCGCGGUUGUACAGAACACUGCCAUUAGCUGUUAGUUACCGACGAGCUUCGAGCACGGUAUGAUACGUUGCCCAUACCUUCAUGAGAUGCAUGAACGACUACUGGGACCAACGCCACGCCGAGCGAUUCCGAUAGCCCUUCCUCCCCUGGCGAAGCCGGAAAACACAAACAUCAUGGACCGCGAGAGUGACUGUCUGCUCGAGAGCAGACCCGAAAGUCGACAAAUUGGAACGAUGGUUAAGUUAAACCCAGACGGUUUCGGAUUGCACACAACACCGACACAUCACAAAACGCCACUAGUGCCUUGCAACGGAACCGAUGACGACGAUACGGACGGCGCACUCGGGACCACCGUCAGCGAAUCGGAAGACGAUGACGGAAUUCACCUGCGGACGCACAUUCGCAAGAUAAUCGAAGGUCGCAAGCCGAAAAAUGCCAACUGCCACUUCUGGACCUUUUGGCUGCCGCUGCUGGCCAAGAGAGAAAAGCGACGGAAAAGAACCUCCCUAUUUAUCGUAACUAGUCUAGUCUACGCGAUGCUACUGAUGGUGGUGUGCGUCGCUUACGUAAUUAGUGAUGUAACAACCCAUCGCCUGCCCGUCAUCUACUACGAGGGCUUCUUCACCUACCUGUACGGAGCGAGUAUACUUUUCCUGCUGUACGUGUUCUGCUUCCUGCUGCAAGAGAGUUCCUGCUGCAACGGAAAGCCACAAAAGCCACCCAAAGAGAAGAAACCAAAGAAGGAGAAGAAGCCAAAGAAGGGUGACGCGGAAGCUGGCGGCAAGGAUGGUGGUAAGGACGGUAAGGAUACGGCCGGAAAGGACGGUAAAGACGGUGCCGGUGCUGCCGCCGCCGCCGGCAAAGCCAAGGAGGACAAAUCCAGCAAAGCCUCCAGCAAACCCAGUCCGUAUCAGGAAGUUUACCCGAAGAAGAAACGCGACGUGUUUCGCGAAUCGCAAAAAUCGGCCACCAGCUGCGAUAGCGGUGCGGGCAGCACUAGCUGCCAACCUGGCCACUCCUCGAGCCGGCCCAAGGACUCUACCCCGGAUCCGGAAGUGGCCCUGUCCCCUCGGUGCAAGCGUAAAACUACUCUGGAUCCGGCCCACGGUUCGUUUUUCCUGCGCGUCGGUGCCAUUGCUUUUGGAUUGGGAACAAUGAUCUACACUGGUUUGGAGUUUGGUUCGUUCUUCGAGAUACCGUUCACUUCACCCUGUCACCAGAUUCUGCGUGGCGUGAACCCGCUACUGCAGAUGAUCUUCACCUUCAUGCAGAUGUACUUUAUCUUCAUGAACGCCAGGCUCAACAUUCACCGGUUCAAGGUUUUGGCCCGUUUUGGUCUCAUGCAUAUCGUAGCCACCAACGUUUGCGUCUGGAUUCGAACGCUGGUGCUGGAAUCGUUGAAAGAAAUCACUGCCUACCACCAGCGGCGUGGACCGGCUCCAGAAGACAACGCCAUUUUGGAGAAUAUCCGCCAGCACACGCUGCGGAACGCCGGCAUGGUUUUGGGUACCGAGCUGGGACCACGGGAGGAAGGCGAAUGGGAACCGAUAAAUGUUAACUUAAUCGCACAAGACGACCCAGGCCAAGAUGCCGGAAGUAACGGCAUAUUGUCAAGAAUGGUUCAAAACACUGCCAGAAUUUUGACGGAAGCCACAACCUCACCGUAUAAUUCAGCUCGUACCAACCUCGUAUCAACGACCACCACAACAGCCGCUCCUACCAGUUCUCCGAUUAGAAAUACGAUCACUUCAACCGCCGCCAAUUUGUUCGAACGACUUCGUGACAUUGUAGUUACGGAGAGUACAACAACCUCAACCACCCCGGAUAGAGAUGAUUCACUGAUCGCUUCGACAACUGUUUCAUCAACGGCGUCAACAACCACAACGACGGCUGCCAGCGCUGGUGGAGCCUAUCUGGACCAGUUUAUCGAUCACGUUGACUAUUUGCAGCGCAACAACAGUCUAGAGCAAUCGUACGAGUCGCUGGAAUCGUUGUUCCCGCAAGCAUUCAUUGCUACGUCCACGGUCGCCACCAAUGGAACAGCAAUCAGCUGCGGCCGCGUCAACAUCAUGGGAACGAUCGUGCAGGACUCGGCCCCCUAUCUGUAUCCGUUCAUCAUCGAAUACUCGCUUAUUGGGGCUGCCGUGAUCUACGUAAUGUGGAAGCACAUUGGACGUUAUCCGAAGUUCACUAACGAGGAGGAUUUGGAGCACCGCUUGGAAGUCAUGCUGUCCCGCCGGGCCGUGGUGAUGGCCCAGCAGGCUCGUACCGGCCGUGUUGAUUGCGUUGGCGCUUCCAAGGGACUGUUCUUCGGGCUACUGCUGCUGGUUGGAUCGUUGAUCUGUUUGAUUUUGUUCUUCGUACUGGUCAGACAUCCGCAACUUUCGCUGUUGGCUAUCUAUCUGGCUGAUGCGUCCCACUGCAUUCUGAUGGUGCUGGCCGUGUUUGCGAUUAUCAUUGGUUUUAUUCGCGUCCAAAAUUUGAAAUUCCGCUGCGAGGAGCAGAGCAACCUGAACGACAUCCUGCUGCGCAUCUCCGCCUUCGGGCUGUUCAUCUACGCGACGUUCAGCGUCAUCGCCGGCUCGUUGAAUGCCAUGGAAAGCGAACCGAACCUGCUGGUCAUGGUUACCGGAAUUGUGGCCGUCGUCCAGGUUGUGAUCCAGCUGCUCUUCAUUGCCGACGUUUCGCGCCGCCGCGUCCACCUGCCGGAGCACGACCGCAUCAAACCGGGCCGCCAGAUCGUCACAUUCCUGCUAAUUUGCAACAUCUCCAUGUUUGUCAUCUACACCUUCGAGGCCCAGAAGGUGUUCGCUAAUCCGGUUCAACUAGAUUUCUACGGUUUCAUCGCUUGGUCAUUGAUUCAGCGUGUCACCCUGCCAUUGUGCAUCUUCCACCGAUUCCACAGCGCCGUCACGCUAGCUGAGGUCUGGAAGACCACCUACAAGGCACGUCUGGAGUAAAAGCGAAAGCAAUCGCUGGAACGCACACAUGCACAGAACUGUUUCUACUGAACGAAGAAACGUCAGUCGUCGAACACACCCAAACACACUUACAUUUACAAAUACAUUAAACCGGAGCAGAACAAUGAUUUAUUCACUUUUUCGCUUCGAGAGAUUAAUUUGAACUCGACAAGAACAAAAAAAAAAUAAAGCUUUCCACCGCUCUUUGCUAUGGAAAUGAGCGGCAAGUCUUACGUUGGUAUUUGUGUUGUUUACUUCAAGCUUUAAAUUUUCGGAGAUCAGAGUUUGUUCUGUGUUGGUAGUUGUGAAUCAAUUUUGUUUUGAUUAUUGCCGACUGUACUUAAAUUAUGUAUUUAUUGUACUGUAGUGAGCUUGGAAAGUGUUUUUGUUAGAUUUUAUUUUUUUUUUUCAUAUAACAUGAGAUCCCUUGGCUACUUACGAAUGAAAACUAAUAAACAUAGAACAUACCUUCACCACGUUGUAAUAGUGUAUCGUAAACAUACCAAAUAAGGCAAGUAAACAACUCUAAGAAGAAUCGUAUAUUGGUAGUUAUAAAAUUUGAAAAUUUUACUCAGAAUUUAGAUCGCGUAACAGCACAUCUUCACUCCCAGCAGAAACAAGAAAAAAAACUAAGAGGAACUCAAAGCGAGGAAACAAAUACAGCAAACAGAAAAAAAAACAUUACAUAGAAUCAUUUGGGAUUCCCCGCCGGGAACCUUCUUCCCCCCGGCCCUCCGACGGUUGCUGCGGUUGAAAGUCGGAGGCCGCGGCCGGAUCUCGUUCAAAUCUAUGUGUAGUCGUUAGUCUAGUAACCUGUCACAUAAUUAAGUCGUCAUAACAUACACAGAAACAAAUGAGUUACAAAAUUCUCAUAACUAAACCAUUAGAUGCGAGAGUGCACAUUAGGGGGAGAUCGAGUCCCCCACUCUCAAGCGGUAUAAGAAAUAAAGAGGCAACGAUAAACAGUGGUAGGGCAACCAGAUGAGGAGGAUGAAAAAAAAAACACUAGGAAACAAUACAGCAGCCAUUCACAGCAAGCGAAGCAGACAGUUUUUUUAAUCUUAAUAAUAAAAAAAAACAAUUUGCCCACCAUAUUUACACAAUAUGAAAAACAAAAAUAAUUUAAACAAAAAUAAACAACCGAAUGGUGAAGUCGAACAAAAUAAAGCAUGUCGCAUUUUUUCUAAACUGUUGAGAUUUAUUAUAAAAAAAUUUUGGCAUCAAUAGGCUAACUGGUGGAAAAAAUAAAAUAAAACAAUCCAGUUACAAUGUUGAAAGAAAUUCAAAUGAUUAUAUAUUAUGAGAGUGGUUUUCGUAUAAACAUUUUCAAUUGUACAAAAUACUUAGUAAGCAUCUUGUGUAUCAACAUCAAUUAAUCUUAUCGGUUUUUCGUUUUUUGAAAUAAAUCAAUCUGCCAGAGGCCAGAUUCCUUUACCUAACUUUAGUCAACUUACUACUUCGUGGACCACACAAUACUUUCGAACGACUUUUGCUCGAUUAUUUACGAACGCCGUAGGAAGCAGGAAAACAUCUCAACCUGGUAAAAUUUACAUUAGUCACAAGUACUUUUUGUAGUCACUUUUCAAAGGCCAAAACUAAGCUGUCGAAGUAAAAUACGAUGAUAAAAAAAUACCAUUCCAACAGCUCAAAAGUAGUGAACCAAAAAAAAAAACGAGAACAUUAGAGCGAUUGUAAAAUCGAAAUCGAUAAAAACAAAGACCUAGCUCGGAAACAGACUUAACAAGUAACAUUGAUGUUUAGCUCUUUUAGCAAAGCCAAAUCUUUUGUCAACUGUGGACAAAACAGCAACGUAGAAGUCAGAUUAUUCUCGUAGUGUGCUGCUCUAGUACGUGUGCUCAACGUGAAACUCCCAACAACUACAAACACAUACACACGCCACUCCAAGUUCCUUUUGGACGGAAACACACCCAACCCGGUUACAAAAACAACACUGCCGUAUUUUAAAAUCCUCUCAUACACACAACCAAUUGCAUGGUCAACCCACGAUUGAAACACACAUACAACACACUCAGUCACGCACAUCGGCAUCGAAGAAAGUCAACCGCAGCAGGCUUGAACAAGAGUAAGUAGAAGAAAAAACAAUGGCCAAACUUUUACAACCAACUCAGUUUUGCGCUAUGGAAAAACUUAUAAUCAAAAUUUGAAACCAUAAACCCAUAUUUGAUAGAAAAAAAACUGAUGUAAGACAAAAUUACCCACAUAUAUUAUAGUCAGUUCGGCAUGGCGAAAUUCUGGCGCGGAACGCGGAAAAUGAUAUGUCAAACCAAGUCAAGAACAGCACACACACAAGCGCGCGUGCGCGCGUAAAACUGCAAACGCAAUCGGUAAGAAUUUAUUCGGAUGGUAAGAAUAGGUUUUUCUACUCGUUUUAAAACUCUAUAUUUAUAUACAAAAUCUUACGAAGGAAAGCAAAAACUAACCUGAAUAAAGAGAAACGAAAUUAUUCUAUCCCAAAAUGAACGAAAACAAAACCAAAAAAAUGGGUAACAUCAAAAAGGUCAAUAAAAAAUAAAAAUUUAUAAUUCAACGUUGAAUUUUUGUCGAUUUCGUAUUUCGUUAGUAAAGUUGUUCAGUAUUUAUGAGAAGACCAAUCUUACACCAGGAAGAGGUAAAACAAUUUACCCUCCCCCUUUCUAACUAUCUACGUACAUAUGAUUCGACUCUAGGUAUUAUCAGUUGAAGCAGAACAGAAAACAGGAAAGCGUUAAAAUUCCGAGCAAGCUAGGCGAUAGAAUGAUUCAAUAAUCACUAGAAGAAAAGAUUUAUUCAAGAAAAAAAAAAUCUACAUAAGUAGCAUCACAAACACACAUCCAUAAAAAACAACCAAGCAUAGAGAAACAUAAAACAACAAUAGAGAACACUCACACACAACCUGUCAACCGCGCUUUGGAUAGAAACAAACAGAAAACAGAAGUAAAAAAAAACAGCGGCACUCGGAUUGGCCGGAGGUUAAAUCGGAAUCGAGAACCCUUGAUUGCACCGGAAGUGGAUCCACAGAGGCGGCAUAUUUGUAAUGCAAAAAAAAAAAAUAAUAAGACGUUGACGAUGAUGAUGAUGAUGAUUAAAAUGAUGUCUCAAUUUAAUUGUACAAAAAAAAGACAGAACCCAGUAAACAGAUGCAGUGCAAGGUCAUUAAAACAAAUAAAGGAAGAAAGUGAAUAAUAAAAAAAAUCAUAA